GACGUGCCGCCCGUCGGCCGAGUGCUCGCGGGCUCCAUCCUCGUGCCCUUCCCGGUAGAGUCGUGCCUCAGCGGGGUGGCGCCGCAGAGGAGCACAAACGUUGCCGGAGAACUGAUGCGCACAUCCGUAAGUGUAGCCAGCGCAGGGAGCACCAACGAACAGAACAGGACAGAACAUAACAAGGGCUGAUGGUUGGGCGAUCAGGCGCGAACAGGCCUCAAUGAAAGCUAGCGGAAUGGGAGUCGAAUGGGGUGAACAGGAAUGGAGUGGAACGGAAUUUUGCAAACGAGUGAGACUCCAGAGUGAACCCGCAAAGUAAUUUUGCAACGCUCCACUUUAAUGCAAUCCAGACGUACCAAAACCAAUGUCCACGUAAUCGCUUGUGCUGUUGCAGAGGAGCGCCGACAUCGUCGAGCGGAUGUGGUACCGGCUCACCUUCGACUCGAGCAAUGUAGUGAAGGAUGGGUUCCGGACAUUGUUGCAUUUCGGUGCAGUGGACUGGCAAGCAAGCAUAUACUUCAACGGAGUUUUGCUCGGCAAUCAUACGGGCGCAUAUGACGGCUUCUCAUUCGACAUCACAGAUUCGGCCAACAAACACGGUAAUGAACUUAUUGUUUAUGUAUUCGACCCUAGUGAUCGCGGUGCUCAGCCGAACGGCAAGCAGAAGAUUUCUGCAAUUGACAAGCCAGGGGGAGACCAAUACACGCCGAGUUCGGGCAUUUGGCAGACUGUGUGGUUGGAGAGCGUACCAAUGCACUACAUCAUGGACUUGAAGAUCAACCAGGCAUCACUGCACAGUGUCAGUAUCGAGGCUGCCGUUAACGGCAUUGGCUAUGGCGCUGGCGAGAUUGAUGUGGACGUCCUCGAGGAGGGUUCCGUCAUCGCCUCAGGACGAGGCACCGUUGGAAAGGCGAUCAUCGUUGAAGUGCCGUCGCCAGCGUUGUGGUCUCCCGAGCGCCCCAAGCUCUAUGACUUGAAGGUACGCUCUGCCGUCCAGGCCCCUCAGAUUGCUGUGGAUACUGUAAUUUCUUAUUUCGGACUACGCACAAUUACAAUUGGUCCACAGCCUGGUGCAAUUCAUACGUCCCUCCGACCACUGCUCAAUAAUAAGUUCACUUUCUUUGCCGGUUUCUUGGACCAGUCAUGGUGGCCAGAUGGGCAGUACACUGCACCCACCGAUGAGGCAUUGGCAUACGAUUUGGAGGCGACAAAGAUGUUCGGAAUGAAUAUGAUACGAUUGCACCAAAAGGUAAACCCCGAGAGGUGGUAUUACCAUGCUGACAGACUUGGCCUGGCAAUAUUUCAAGAUAUGCCACAAAAGUAUGGAGGUGCAGUCAAUGAAACUAUCCCACUUUUCGUGGAAGAUAUGAAGAGCAUGAUAUCAGGACGCGGGAACCACCCUUGUAUCAUUCAGUGGACGACAUUCAACGAGGGAGACUGUGUAGGGGUGUUCAAAACCCCUCCCAAUGAUGUCAAGUCAAUUACGCAACUUGCUAAGCGGUUGGACUCUACACGUUUAGUGGAUACAAAUUCAGGUGGUCCUGCGAACAAUCUGCACAUCGCUGAUGUGAACGACAUUCACUCAUACCCUUUUCCUGGCGACCCGAUGCCUUCUGCAUCUCAGUACGCAAUGGUUGGCGAGUUUGGGGGCAUCGGUGCUUUCAUCCAAGGCAAAGAGUGGGUGCCUGGCCUUUGCCACACGUACCUAAAGGCAGCUAACAGCUCCGAUGAGGCUACGAAGUACAUCCAAAUGGCUUCGUCAUUGCAAUCACGCGCCGACCACAUCAGCGCGUCUGUCUACACUCAGACCACGGAUGUUGAGCUCGAGUGCGAUGGUUUCCUGAAUUACGACCGUUCGAACAAGUUUAGCGUCGCCGAGACCAAAGCCAUUCACGACGCGAACCAGGCCUUGGUGGGUGCUUCUGGUGGUCAAGUGUAUGACAAGCAGUUGCGCCUGCAACAAGCUGCACCAGGGGGGAUGGUUUUUGUUUGAGCACAGCCGGCAAUGCUCUCCAGAAGCAGCUUUGGCACCGAUCUUACAGCAUUUGCACUAGCCGUCGCAUGACAUUGUGAGUAGUGUUAGAAGCACGCCUUCGCAGUACCAGUAUUUGCAUGUGUCUGACGACAACAUUUGAAGUAAUGGGCUACGGCGAAAAGCUGGCCUCAUGAUGUGGUUCAUUCUCACGACCAGCAAGUAACAAGCAAGUCUUGUAUUGUCAAGCCUUUAUGUCGUUCGGCUCUUUGCACCAGGGGGGGCAUACCUCCAAACACAAACAUGCGCUCUUGCAACAAGGAAGUC
Prorocentrum cordatum is the source of this 2299-nucleotide messenger RNA. The record is from the annotation of a GenBank genome assembly. Lineage: Eukaryota; Dinophyceae; Prorocentrales; Prorocentraceae.